AGGGCGUGAGGGCGACGAUCCCAAGUCUUGUGAUCUUUGUGUUGCCAUGGGCAGCAGGAACGAGGGCUCGGCUCAGGAAUGCGUUAAUGCGACCCAGGACGAGCUUGGGCGAGUCAUGCUCUGCUCUAUGCUCUUGUCAUGUGCCGGCGUGCAUCGGGGUCUGGAAACGCGUGCGUAGCUGUGCCUGGGAUGCCUGGGAUGCCUGGGAUGCCUGGGAUGCCUGGGAUGCCUGGCUCGGUUCGUAUGCUGGAAGUCGCAAGUCGUUCCAACGCUUUCGUCCAUGGACCAUGGAACCCCCCCCCCCCAGAAGACGCGGCCGACCGCCGGCUCGUGCGGGAAGCAGGACGCAAUGUGGUCAUUUUGGGGUGUCGGCGUCGGCAAGACGCGUUCGCGCGUUUAAGAGCGUCAAAAAUGGCCAGCGACUGCGAUCGUUUCCAGAAUAUCUGCUGCAUUGGCCGGAGCUGUGACCGGAGAGAGCCAAAGCAGUGCCCGGAGUCACCGCCAUCGUUAUGUCAUGGUGGAGCGAUCUGCGGCAUUGCGGUUCGGGACGCUAUGCCGUUACUAGUGCCACAUCCUCGGAACGGAGGAGGAGACUUUAAGCUGACGGCCUGACGGUGAAGCUGACACUGACACUGGCACUGGCACUCUGAUCUUCGCCAUGUUGCGUCGGGCGUGGCUGGAACAGUGAGAAGUGGCCUCCAAUUCCUCGGCACAGAAGCGACCCGCCGGUGCUCGAUUGAGGUACAGAGAAACGCAGCGGAGUACAGAACAAAAUCGUGACCAGCCACUGCCAAGUACGCAAAACUGCUCCCGAUGCGGACGGAGGUGCGGCACGAUGGUGGGAAGUGGGCCGAGCCGGAGCCAAGAU
This is a messenger RNA of Cutaneotrichosporon oleaginosum, 868 nucleotides long. RefSeq lists its product as uncharacterized. NCBI's taxonomy places the organism in Eukaryota, Fungi, Basidiomycota, Tremellomycetes, Trichosporonales, Trichosporonaceae. The record is from RefSeq and is a predicted model, not a curated record.